AGCGCAUUUCCGAAUCCCGCUAAAAUACUUCACAAUUCAAGAGCGACGUUAAAAGUUUCUUUAAAAACCUAAGUGUAUUGGGAAUCUCUUUUGAAACCUUAGAACUAUGGCUGACCAACUGACAGAAGAACAGAUUGCUGAAUUCAAAGAAGCAUUCUCACUCUUUGACAAGGAUGGAGAUGGUACCAUCACCACCAAAGAACUUGGAACAGUGAUGAGAUCUCUAGGACAAAACCCAACUGAAGCAGAACUUCAGGAUAUGAUCAAUGAAGUAGAUGCAGAUGGUAAUGGAACAAUUGAUUUCCCUGAAUUCCUUACCAUGAUGGCAAGGAAAAUGAAGGACACAGACAGUGAAGAGGAGAUCAAAGAAGCAUUUAGAGUGUUUGACAAAGAUGGAAAUGGUUUUAUUAGUGCUGCUGAGUUGCGUCAUGUGAUGACAAACCUGGGAGAGAAACUUACAGAUGAGGAAGUUGAUGAGAUGAUCCGAGAAGCAGAUACUGAUGGAGAUGGCCAAGUGAACUAUGAAGAAUUUGUGAAGAUGAUGACAUCAAAGGCUGAUCAACUAACAGAAGAACAGAUUGCUGAAUUUAAAGAAGCAUUCUCGCUCUUUGACAAGGAUGGAGAUGGUACCAUCACCACCAAAGAACUUGGAACAGUGAUGAGAUCUCUAGGACAAAACCCAACUGAAGCAGAACUUCAGGAUAUGAUCAAUGAAGUAGAUGCAGAUGGUAAUGGAACAAUUGAUUUCCCUGAAUUUCUCACCAUGAUGGCAAGGAAAAUGAAGGAUACUGACAGUGAGGAAGAAAUCAGAGAAGCUUUCCGAGUGUUUGACAAAGAUGGAAAUGGUUUUAUCAGUGCUGCUGAGUUGCGACAUGUGAUGACAAACCUGGGAGAGAAACUUACAGAUGAGGAAGUUGAUGAGAUGAUCCGAGAGGCAGACAUCGAUGGAGAUGGACAAGUCAAUUAUGAAGAAUUUGUCAAGAUGAUGACAUCUAAGUAACUGUGGGACACAGUUUACAGAGCCCAGCUUGAAUCAAGUUUGCAACCUUGUCUGUACCAAUGAGAAUUGUAGAUAGCAUGUAACUUCAAGAGAGAAAUAUUUGUGGGAAACUCUUUGCUUGUGUCAUACUAUAUUUCCCCUAUUGAGAUUUCUGUUUAUAAUUUAUUAAGAUUUGUUUUGUUGAAGUAAUAAAGAUCAGUGGAAAAUGUUGA
This is a messenger RNA of Stylophora pistillata, 1212 nucleotides long. Its product is annotated as calmodulin. The record is from RefSeq and is a predicted model, not a curated record. Gene Ontology annotation, cellular component: myosin II complex. Gene Ontology annotation, molecular function: calcium ion binding. Lineage: Eukaryota; Metazoa; Cnidaria; Anthozoa; Scleractinia; Pocilloporidae.